AUGGUGUGCGUCGCGUGUAUUAUACAGAUUGGUACUCGACGUGUUGCGACGACCUUCACAUCAUCAGCCAGAGCAAAGCGAACCAUGACUACGUCGAUCAACCAAGCAGUAGAGGCAAUCAGGUCGUUCGCCACAAGCGCACGGACAACAAGCCUGAAGGAUGGACCGCUCACAGAUGUGCCUCAGGCGCCGAAAGAUCCAAUGUUUGGAUUGAGUGCAGCAUAUCGCGCAGACACAUUCGAUCGCAAGGUAGACCUAGGCGUUGGAGCUUACCGCGACGAGAAUGCGAAGCCAUGGGUUCUGCCAGUGGUCAAGAAGGCCAAAGAAAUCUUGAACCAGAACCCAGAGCUCAACCACGAAUACCAGCCCAUCGCAGGUUUCCCAGAGUACACCGAAGCCUCACAACGCCUCGUGCUCGGCAAUAACUCCAAAGCAAUCCUCGAGCAACGCGCCAGAACAGUCCAAACAUUAUCUGGCACAGGAGCUCUCAGCCUCGCAGCCCGCUUCCUGGCAGCAUACUACCCCGACUCCUCCGCCAAACGUGUCUGGGUCUCUGAUCCUCCUUACGUCAACCACCUGCCAAUUAUGCAAAACGCAGGCCUCGAAACCGGCAUCUACCCCUACUACGCCUCCCAAACCAAGUCCCUAAACUUCACCGCGUGGCUAGACAAACUCCGCCAGAUCCCUGCCGAGUCCAUAAUCCUCCUCCACGCCUGCGCACACAACCCCACAGGCGUAGACCCCACUCACCGCCAAUGGGAACAAAUCGCCGAAGUCAUGAAGGAGAAACGACACACCCCCUUCUUCGACUCAGCGUAUCAAGGCUUCGCCUCUGGCAACCUCGACAACGACGCAUGGACGAUCCGCCACUUCGUCGAGCAAGACUUCGACACAGUGCUCAUCGCCCAAUCCUACGCGAAAAACUUCGGCCUCUACGGCGAACGAGCUGGAGCCCUGCACGUCGUAACCCUUAGCCCGGACCUCAGCCAAAGAAUCCUCAGCCAACUAACCCGACUCCAACGCGUCGAUAUCUCCACCCCACCUGCCUUCGGCGCCCGCAUUGUUGCUACAGUCCUGAACGACCCCAGACUCUUUGCGGAGUGGCAGGAUGAUUUGAGGACGAUGUCGGGACGGAUUAUUGAGAUGCGGCAAGCUCUUAGGGCGCAGAUUGAGAGGUUGGGAACGCCGGGAGGUUGGAGACAUGUUACCGAUCAGAGUGGGAUGUUUUGUUAUUCGGGGUUGAGUAAGGAGCAGGUGGGGGUGUUGAGGGAGGCGUAUCAUGUUUAUUUGACGGGGGAUGGGAGGGUUAGUGUUAGUGGGUUGAAUGGAAGUAACGUGGGAUAUGUGGCACAGGCGGUGAAGGAGGUGGUUAGUGGGGGGGGGGCGAAGCUGUAG
Molecule: messenger RNA, 1395 nt
Organism: Fulvia fulva
Lineage: Eukaryota; Fungi; Ascomycota; Dothideomycetes; Mycosphaerellales; Mycosphaerellaceae
Product: Aspartate aminotransferase, cytoplasmic
Exons: 2
Coding region: 1-1395 (464 amino acids)
Biological process (GO): L-aspartate biosynthetic process
Cellular component (GO): cytosol
Molecular function (GO): pyridoxal phosphate binding; L-aspartate:2-oxoglutarate transaminase activity
Source: RefSeq, a predicted model, not a curated record